AUGAGCACCGAAACUAUCCUUAUCCUCGGGGGUUCCUUCGCAGGAAUCAGCGCCGCGCAUUACGCCCUGAAGCAUAUCCUCCCGCAACUACCGAAGAAGGACGGAGUGACCUACAAUGUUACACUCGUCAACCCCUCUAAAGAUUUUUGGUGGCGCAUCGCAGCACCUAGAGAGAGCGUUUCUAAGCAGAUGAUGCCUUCAGAGAAGACAUUCUAUCCAAUCGAACCCGCUUUCACCUACGCAUUCCCAAAAUUCAAGUUCGUCCAGGGGACCGCUACACACGUCGACCCCACCAGCCAGACGGUUGGUGUUGAAACCGCGUCAGGCGAGCAACAAAACAUCGAGUACGCCGCGCUUGUAAUAGCAACUGGAUUCACUACACCAAGCCCUCUGUUUACACAAGCUACCGAUCGCGAGGCCCUCGAGAAAGUACACACGGCCUUUCAGGAGGGCCUGAAGAGCGCGAAGACAGUAGUAAUUGGCGGUGGUGGCCCUGUGGGUGUCGAAACUGCUGGAGAGGUUGCUGAGAUUUUGAACGGUCGACCUGGUUUCAUGGCGUCUGCGCCCAAGAACCCGAAAGCAAAGGUCACUCUUGUCUGCGGUGACAAGAAGCUUUUGCCUCUCCUCCGCCCAGCUAUUGGACAAACUGCCGAGCAGUUCCUGAAGCGACUGGGAUGCGAUGUCACUUAUAAUACCAGGGUUGUUGCGUCGACCAAAGCGGGCGAAGAAGAAGGCGCGAAGACGAGGGUGGAGCUUAGCAACGGCGAAACGGUAGAAGCGGAUAUUUACAUUGAUGCAACUGGCUCUCGGCCGAACACUGGCUUCCUUCCCAAGGAGUGGCUCGACACGCGCAAUCGCGUAGCCUGCAACGACAAGACCCUCCGCGUCGAACACGAAUCCGCCGGUCCGCGUGUCUACGUCGUCGGCGACGCAGGGUCAUACACCCGUGGAGGAGUCAUGGACAUGUCCGAUGCUGUGCCUGCUGCCAUGACCAACCUCAAGAACGACCUUCUUGCCCACUUGACCGGGGAGCCUCACAAGGGCGAUCGUCACUACACAGCGAACCUGAAGGAGCAGCAGAUCUGCCCCAUCGGGACCCAGAAGGGUGUGGGCGCAUUCAAUGGAUUUAGGGUACCCAGCCAGAUGGUAUGGAUGAUCAAGGGUAGGGAUUACAUGAUCAGCCAGCUUGCUGAGGGCACGUUGAGGGGCGAUCAGUUCAAGAAAGAGGGAAAAUGGACGCCUGUACAGCAGGUCGGUAAGGCUGGACUCAGUUCAGGAUAG
Messenger RNA from Alternaria postmessia, 1281 nucleotides. RefSeq lists its product as uncharacterized. Gene Ontology annotation, molecular function: flavin adenine dinucleotide binding; electron-transferring-flavoprotein dehydrogenase activity. Lineage: Eukaryota; Fungi; Ascomycota; Dothideomycetes; Pleosporales; Pleosporaceae. Gene Ontology annotation, cellular component: cytoplasm. The transcript has a single exon. The record is from RefSeq and is a predicted model, not a curated record. Bases 1 to 1281 code for a protein of 426 amino acids.